This is a messenger RNA of Nilaparvata lugens (brown planthopper), 3821 nucleotides long. Its product is annotated as guanylate cyclase soluble subunit alpha-1-like. NCBI's taxonomy places the organism in Eukaryota, Metazoa, Arthropoda, Insecta, Hemiptera, Delphacidae. The record is from RefSeq and is a predicted model, not a curated record. Gene Ontology annotation, molecular function: guanylate cyclase activity. The transcript has 2 exons. Gene Ontology annotation, cellular component: guanylate cyclase complex, soluble. Gene Ontology annotation, biological process: response to oxygen levels; cyclic nucleotide biosynthetic process. The coding region runs from base 1 to 339 and encodes 112 amino acids.
AUGCGCAUAGGCCUGCACUCUGGCACAGUGCUAUCAGCCGUGGUGGGCAUCAAGAUGCCUCGCUACUGCUUGUUCGGACACAAUGUCACCAUCGCCAACAAAUUCGAGUCAGAGAGCGAACCUCUCAAAGUAAACAUCAGUCCCACCACAUACGAACACCUGAAAAACGUGAAAGGCUUCACGUUUGAGGCGCGACCCAAAAGCUGUCUACCCAAAGACUUUCCCUCCAAUAUCCCGGGCACUUGUCACUUUCUGUUGGGCUACCAACACCCAGGACUGUCUCCCGAUCAACCCCUCGAUCAACAUGUGUUAGCCGGCAUGUCCGCCAUAACUACGUAAGAAACUUUGCAAACCUCGUGCUGAAAUAAACCAUAGAGCGUCUCGGAAAAUUGUAAUUGGUGAUCAGAGUAUGAAACCAAAACACAAUAUUAUGUUUUUUCUACAGGUGAUGUUUUAUUUCCAGACAAAACCCAGUAUAAAAUGAAACAUUACUACAGUAAAACUCCAAUUAUCCUAAUCAUUUGGGAGUGGACUUGACCAUUCAAGCCAUUCGGUUAAUAGAAUAUUUUAAUAAUCUAUGCUUUCAUAAAAAAUGGGAAAUUUAGGGAAAAUACCUCAUUAAAUAAUAUGGUAUUCUAGUAUUAGGACUAUUGUCCUUAUCAGUUAGAAUUGGAACCGUUUUGGGCGUAAGCCUGUACUCUUCUGAAAGUUGUGUAAUUUUGAAUGAUUAAAUGAUUAUUUACAUAAAUUAUAACGGUCGACUACUUUACUGCAUAAAUAAAACUUCUCCAAAAUAGUGUUUAUGCUUUUUGAACAUUUCUGAAAUUCACGGGUAUCUCGACUAUUUUCUUUUGAAAGGUAAUCGGUGAUUCGGAUAAUCGGCUAUUUGGAUAAUCAUAGUUCGGAUAAUUGAAGUUCUCCUCUAGGAAGAACAAAAUUAUUGUGUUUUUAUUUUAUCAUGAAGAAUUGUACGAAUAUGAUGUUCAAUCAAAUCAGAGUAUUGUGAAAAGCAUAUUAGUGAAACUUGUGGUCUCAUUGCGGAUAAUGAUCAACAUAGAAGAUCAUGAAUGAUUGUGAAACUCGUAGAAAUUACAAUCUAUUAUGCAUUUGAUUAAAAGGUUUGUGAAAUAACCUUGACCUUGAAACUUGACCUUGAAUGACCUUGAACUUCGCAAACUACUACUGUCCGCUUCCCAGAGGUCACCUCUAAUAAUGUAAUGACUGUGUUGACUAUAAGAAUAAGCUCCUUUGUGAAGUAUUACAACUUUGUCUACUGCAAAAAAUGCAUAACGUAGUAUGUAAUGUACGUAAUUAUAAUGUGUGCUGUGUAAGAGAUUGUACAAUAUAUGGUAAAUUGUUCCAUAAUAAUGAGAUCUCCUAUUCAAUUAUAAGAUUCUUCGUUGAUUUGUGAUAUUGAUACAAAUUGAAUUUCAUUUCUAUUAUUGCAUCAAUGUUAUAUUUAUAAGCCUUCACCUUCAUUCAUUGAAUAUAGCUUUCAACUAGUUCUAUAGAUCUGAUGAAUUUCAUUUGAAGAUAAUGUUUUAAUUUUUAUAAAAUCAUAAUUCUCUGUUAUCCAAAUUGAUCUCUAGUCUAUAAUCUAUUACAUAUUACAUUCCUCAAUUCGUAAAAGAAAUCCCUACAAUAUUAAUAUCAUAAUAGUUUUGAUUAUUGUUAUAUAAUACAUGAUUUAUUGAUCACAAUAUUCAUUUGUCACAAUAUCUGUACUAACCUUUUCUGGAUUGAUUUCAAUAAAAAAUAUGGAAUUGAAUAGUAAUAGCUAAGCCUGUUUUUCAUUUAUAAUCAUUUUAUAGAUAUGUGUUCAAUCUAUGAAUCAAUAAAUACUCUUUUAUAAUGUUCAUCAUCAACUCCAUUGAGAAAAAUGUAUGUUUACAUCAAUAUCACUCUUUCAUUAUACUGGAAUAUCAUUUGACAAUGAUCAACUUAUCACGAUAUUUUUCUACAUCUUGAAAACCACCUGUUUCUCAACCUGCCAAGUUUGAGUGUCAUCAACUAAGAAUUUGUUGAAACACUGUAUAAUAUGAUGCUAUACUGUGUGAGUUUCAGUUCAAGAAUUGAGUUAAUUAUUAGAGAAGUUAAUUCAUCAACUAGCUCGUUUUAGUACUAUACCAGUCUAUUCACAAUCAGUAGUGUAAUAAUUAUAGAAUCUACUACAUUAUUUUUCUUUCAGUUAAUUGUGUUGACAGUUAUUAACUUCUACUGUAACUAUCGCGACCAAGCUCUCAUUUGUUAGACUAACACGUUUUUAAACGUUGAAAUAAAGUAAAGCAAUUUCUAAACUGUUGAUAGACGUAACACGUAGGUUUAACUGUAAGAAUACUUGAGCCAACUAAUCACCCAAAGCCUUCUAAUCUUAGUCAGUGUUAAGGUUGUACUAUAUGGAACUUCACAACAUUAAUAUUGUACAAAUUGAGAAUUGUACAAUUAAACUUGUACAAACUGAAAAUUAUACAAUUGAGACUUGUACAAACUAAGAAUUGUACAAUUAACAUUUGUACAAAUUGAAAAUUGUACAAUUAAACUUGUACAAACUAGAAUUGUACAAUUAAGACUUGUACAAACUAAGAAUUGUACAAUUAACAUUUGUACAAAUUGAGAAUUGUACAAUUAAACUUGUACAAACUAAGAAUUGUACAAUUAAGACUUGUACAAACAAAGAAUUGUACAAUGAGGACUUGUACAAACUAAGAAUUGUACAAUCCGUGUACAAAGUCGGUGAUUGUACAAUACAGAUCCUACUUCUACACUCAUUCUUGAAAGCUUCAAAUAGAUUCUAGGAAAUCGAUUAGAGAAUAAUUGUAAAACUGCAAUAAUUUAUUGAAAGAAAAUCAGUUACCAGAUGAAUUUUUGUUUUUUUCUCAAAUUUUCCUUUCAAAACAUUCACUUCAAGACUAUGGUUGAGUGGAAGAGAGGAUUUUAAAGUCCUAACUCCGUCUAAUACAGAUUUUUUUCAAUUAAAUAUAAUUUAAUUUCAUGUACUCCAUGUUAUGACUAUUGUACUUUUCUCACUUGAGAUGAUUUUAUUUGUAUUGUUCUCAAAUUUUCUUCUCAUAGAGGAGUUACAAAAUUAUUUACCAUAAUUAUUUGCUUGGUUGCAAUUCAUCGCAAUCCCAAAAGACCUAGUGGAAUCUAUCCAUAAUUGAGCCAAAAAUCUUUUGAUAGUAUUAUAGUCUCCAAUCAGAACCAAUCAGAUUAGCCUAUCCUUUAAACCGUUCCUAAAGUCUCAUUGUUGUUUCAAAUUAUACAUAUUCUAUUGUUGAUAAGUCUUUCUAUUAUUGUGAACUCAAAUUGUAUGUGUGUUGAAUCCUAAUUGCUAUUGAUAUAUAUUGAUAACGAACUGUUAAAUUCUUUCUACCUUGAAAAUUCAAUGAUUGAAUAAAAUCAAACAUUUCGAAUUAAACAUUAUAUUGUGUAUAAUAAAAAUAUUUGGUGUAUUCCUUGAUUUGAUUGUUAAAUGGAUGUUUUUGUAAUUUUUAAAAUUUGUGUGUUUUUAUAUAUUAUACGUGUAAUCGAUGUGAAAGAUUUUAUGAAAUGUUGUCUCCAACUAUCACGUGGAAAAUGAUCUCCUAUUGUCUAAGUAAUUGUUGAUAAUAAAUUCUUGUUGACAUUCUAUUGAAGUAAUUCUACUGAUAAUUGACAAGUUCCAAUCGUUAAUAGGAAUUUGUUUGAUACCUAUCUGUUAGUUUUAUCCGUAAUUUAUUGUAUUUGUUGUUUAAAGGAGUGUGCAUUUUUGUAUGUUUUGUCAACCACUCUUGUCUCACAAUUGUUUAUUGCAUACUUUGUGAAAACUCAUUAAAAACGUC